AUGGGUCAAUUAACUCUGUAUGAUUUUUUCCAGUCCAAGUUCGCUGUACAGGAUUUUUCUGUCUUCAGCCUAGAUGACGUAGAUGCCGCGUUCGACCUCGUCACUCAGGUCAAGUAUCAACAGACGAUAAAUUUGCAUGGUCGCGGUAGAGGUCUUUGCAUUACUCCUCUACCUUCAGGCCACACUCUCGGUGGGACAAUAUGGAAACUAGUUAAGGAAGAUGUAGACAUUGUGUAUGCUGUGGAUUUUAAUCACAAAAAGGAGCGACAUUUGAAUGGAGCGACAUUUGACGCGUGCAUGCGUCCUCAUCUUCUGAUACUGGAUGCAUCAAAUGCAUUAUACGUACAUCCUCGAAGAAAGGAUAGAGACGAACACUUGCGUCAGUGCAUCUUGAAAAGUCUCAGGCGUGGAGGAAACGUUCUGGUCACUGUGGAUACUGCUGGACGGUCUUUGGAGAUUGCUCAUUUCUUGGAACAGUGUUGGUUGAAUCAGGAUUCUGGAUUAAUGGCCUAUGGGCUUGCAAUGCUGAAUUUCGUUACAUAUAAUGUGGUUGACUUUGCCCGUUCAAUGGUCGAGUGGAUGUCAGAGAAAGUGAUGCGAACGUUCGAAGAUCAACGCACCAAUCCGUUCCACUUUAGGCACAUGCAACUGUGCCACACUUUAGAACAGUUGGAUGCGGUACCGGAACCGAAGGUAGUGCUUGCAACCUUAUCGGACUUAAGCUGUGGAUAUGCCAGACAACUAUUCGCCGAAUGGGCUGACAAUGAUUUGAACACCGUGAUUCUGACUUCGCGGGACACAUGCUCUCCGGUUCCUGUAAACACUGAUGAUCCUGAAACCUCAUUGUUGACCCGACUUAUUGGUUUGGCCACAGGGGAUCCAGCUGCACAGAAUAACCUUACUCGGAGCUCCACGGGGACUCUGAUUCUUCCCUUCAGUUUAUCCCAGCGUUUAACACUAGAUCAGAUUGAGCGAAUGGAGAACGAAUUGCCUCGUCUGCGCAAUCUUGUUCAAUCCGAUGAUGAUCAUCUGGAGCCAACUACUGAGGUACCCAUGAUGGAAGAUACUGUCGCCUCUGAAGUCGCUCCCAGAGAAGACGUACCUUCCCCAACUACAGUGGGUAGUCAAUCGACAUUCACGGGCAACGUUUCUCGUGGAUCAACGGAAGUUGCUGAAACUCGUUCAGAUAAUGUAGAUAGUUCGAGCGUGGUGACCUCCCCGUCUGCUACCAAAUCCGCUUCGAUAUCUACAACAUCGGUUGUUGUGACUUCAACUGGUCCCACACCUUUAUUCACUUGCUCGGCUUCACAAUCCGAGAGGGAUAUCGUUUCUGGUUCAGGCAGUCGAUUGCUUGUUAGUCAACUCUCUGUCAAUCGUUCUGCUAUACAACCGGCCUCUGGACUUCCACCCGACUCGCCGAUAUUAACGGGAUUUAGUAGUCAGUUGACGUUUGGACGUCAUCAGCCUGGAUAUGACAUUUAUCCUGGAUUACACAAUCAUGCGGGCGGUCAAUUCUUCCGUAUGGCCAAACGAACACAACUCCUUUUUCCGCAGACUGAUCGAAAAGUCCAUUGGGAUGAAUACGGUGGUCACGUGGAUCGCGAUAUAUUCGCGUCGAACGAGCGUCCCCCCAUGGUGAUUACGGAGGGGAAACAUAAAGGAUCCAAACCCCCGACCACAGUUCCCAUCGAAUCCGAUCCGACCAAUUUGCUUCCUUCAACCCUGCUAAACUCGCUCACUGCGAAGGGAUUGCAUUUAGAUGAUAUCGAGAAGACGCGGUGCGUAACACAUCAACUGGAGAUUCCCUUACGUUGUGAGCUGCUAUUUCUCGAUUAUGAGGUAAAUGCUUGA
Molecule: messenger RNA, 1851 nt
Organism: Echinostoma caproni
Lineage: Eukaryota; Metazoa; Platyhelminthes; Trematoda; Plagiorchiida; Echinostomatidae
Source: the annotation of a GenBank genome assembly